UGGGCAGGAGGGAGUCAGGUAGAAGCUGGGGACUUUGGAGAACGGGACAGUUUUAUGCCUGGGUCCCUGUUUUCCUUCAAGCCCAGAGGGACCUCCAGACUUGGAGUCAGGCUCUGUUGCCCGAGGUGGGGGUUCCCUUGGGCCACUGCUCUCGGAGGGCGUCAGCCUGCGGGUGUCAGUCACCAAGGGCAGUGAAUCAUGCCAGUUGACCUUUGCCAGGAAGGCACCCACUGCUUCCCUCUAGGGCAAGCCCUGCCCCUCUUGAGAAGGUCAGCAAGGUGUGUUCUCACCGCCCUCCCUGCAGCCGGGGCCAGACUGGGCUGGGUUCAGUCUCAGGGACUCUCUCGGGGGUUGAGGAGCACAGCCUGGGCCAGCAGGAGGAUGGGCCGGGAGGGCCCCGCACACCCAGGGCACCGACGCAGGCCCCUGCUAGCGCUGGCCGUGAGCCUCCUCCUCACCUGCAGGCCAGGGCUGCCUUUCAAUGCAGUGGUCUUUGCCCAAACCACAGACCAAGGAACCCCUGGAGCCGCCAGACAGUUGACACCUGACCCUUCCUCCCCAGCAUCACUCAUCAGCUCAGUGGGAACUCACAAGCCUAGGGAGAGUUCAGCAUCCCCACAUGGAACCUCAGUGCGGCCAACAGGCAGCCCUCUGGUGGAAAAAUCAACAAUUGGUCCUGCUGCUAAGACCUUGGCCAGUCCUGCAUCUUCGGUUGUGGGAAGAACCACCCAGUCUUUGGGCGUGAUGUCCUCUGCUCUCUCUGAGUCAACCUCUAGAGGAAUUACACACUCCGAGCAAAGAACCAGCCCAUCACCGAGUUCCCAGGUCAAUGGAACUCCCUCUAGGAACUCCCUUGCUACAAGCAUGGUCUCAGGAUUGAGUUCCCCAAGCACCAGGACCAGUUCCACAGAAGGAAAUUUUACCAAAGAAGCAUCGACGCAUACACUCACUGUAGAGACCACAAGAGGUCCAGUCACUGAAAGGUACACAGCCCCCACUGAGACCUCAACAACCAAAGGUGACAGCACAGGGACUCCCUGGAACAUAAGAUAUGUUCCUGCAAAAAUCACAUCUCUAAUGAAGACAUUUGUAGAUUCGACUGCAUCCAAGGAAAGUGUCCCACUGUCUAUGACUUCAGCUGAGACCACAGUUAUGGACCCACAUACUCCAGGAAGGACACACCCAUCAUUUGGGACAGUUUCUUCUUCCUUUCUUGACUUAUCAUCAUCUAGAGGGACCUCAAAUUCCAGAGCCGGAACACUGGAACUGACUCCCUCAACCACUGGAUAUCCCUUCUCCUCUCCUGAACCUGGCUCCCCAGCACACAACAGAAUAAGUACCAGUGUGCCUUUGCUGUCAUCUGCUUCAGUUUUUGAUAAUAAAAUAUCAGAGACCAGCAUAUUCUUUGGCCAGAGUAUCACCUCCCCUAUGUCUCCUGGGAUGCCUGAGGCCAGAACCAGCGCAAUGCCCAACUCAGCGAUCCCUUUUUCCAUGACACUAAGCAAUGCAGAAACAAGCACUGAAAGGGUCCGAAGUACAAUUUCUUCUCUAGGGACUCCAUCUACAUCCACAGAGCGGACAGCAGAGAGUGUCCUUACCUCCCGUGCCUUCACUGAGACCACGGAUCUACCCAGCACCCACACAACCAAGACUUUGGCUUCAGAAUGGUCAGAGAGUCCAGGUGCCCUCAGUGGCACCAGCAAUUCAGUGCUGACAACCACAUCUCCAUCUACCACUUUAGUCUCAGAGAAGACCGAUACCCAUUACUCCACAUAUGGAAAGGAAACAGAAGGAAAUUUGAAUGCAUCUAUGACUCCACUUGAGACCUCUGCUCCUGGAGAGGAGACUGAAAUGACUGCCAACUUGGGCCCCACUCCAAGUUUUACCACCCUUGACAGGAAGAUCAGAAGUCCAUCUCAGGUCUCUUUAUCCCACCCAACAAGAGAGCUCAGCCCCACAGGCAGCGCCUCUGGGAGGCAGAGUUCCAGUACAGCUGCUCACGGGAGCUCUGACACCCUGGGGGCAACCACUUCCAGCAUCUCACCAGCAUCCUCAUGGACCAGUGAAAGUACACCUCAGCACUUUAGUGAACCCCAGCACACACAGUGGGUGGAGACAAGUCCUAGCAUGGAAAUGGAGAGACUCCCAGCAUCAACCAGUGUGUUUACUUCUCCAGCAACUGGUUCCAUGGAAGCAACUUCUGUCAGGAAACUAUCAACAGCCAUGCUCACAACAGAGACCACAAAUGGCCCAGGCACUGUUUAUGCUAUGGCUUCUACCAACAUCCCAAUUGUAAGCGGCUACGUUACGGGAAGAAGAUUGGCCACAACCCACCUGCCCACUGGAACCACAGCUUCCUCUGAGACAUCUACAGAUUUUGCCAUGGCCAAAGAAAGUGUCUCAAUGUCAGUAUAUCCAUCUCAGUCUAUGGAUGCUGCUGGCUCAAACACUCCAGGAAGGACAAGCCAAUUGGUUGGCACAUUUUCUGAUGACUUCUAUCAUUUAACAUCUGGAGAAAUUACAAUAUCUAAAGAUGGAACCAGCUCAGCUUCAACUCCACAAAUGACUGCAACCCACCCUCCAUCUCCUGAGCAUGGCUCUGCUAGAAGCGCCUGGCUUGGCAUCUUGUCCUCAUCUCCUUUGGCUCCUACUCUCAAAGUCAUAUCUCCUCCUGCUCCUACUUCCAAAGUCACAAUGAGUUCCACCUUUUCAACCCAGAGAGUCACCACAAGCAUGACAAAGGACACAGUUGAAAUGAGUCAAUGGAAUACACCUGACUCACUUUCCAUGACUUCCUUGACACCAAGUAAUAUUCCAACAAGUGCUGCCAUGGGGAAAAGCACCCUGGUUCCCUUGGACUCUCCUUCUCUAGCCACAUCAACAGAGGCAUCAGAAGGGGGAUUCCCAACCCUCAGCACCUACCCUGAAGCAACAAACACACCCAGCAUCCACCUCGGAGUACACACUAGUUCAGAAAGUCCUAGCACCAUCAACCUCCCCAUGGCUUCAGUAGUAAAAACUGGCCCUUAUACACCUCUCACCUUCCCCUCAAUAGAGACCAACAUUCAUGUAUCAACAGCCGGAAUGGAGACAAAUGAAAUUGCUUACUCCUCUGGGUCCUCACCUGAGAUGACCCCUCCUGGAAAGACUAACACUAGUAGUACCUGGGCCCCCACCAACUACAUCACCACUACGGAUCCUAGGGAUAUAAGUUCAGCUCAGGUCUCUACACCCCACUCAGUGAGGAUGCUCAGAACCACAGACAAUCAUCCAAAGACAGAGUCCACCAGCCCAGCUGCUUACUCUGGAAGUCCUAAAAUCUCAAGUCCACCCAAUCUCACCAACCCAGCCACAAAAGCAUGGACCGACAAUGACACAAUUGAAUACUCCACUCAAUUACAUCACACAAAUUUGGCAGAAAAAUCACCUGGAUUUGAGACACAGUCAACCCCAGGACCUGUCUCUGUAGUAAUCUCUACAUCCCCUACUACUGGAAGCAGAACGUUGGAACUGACUUCUGGUAUCCCAGAGGAACCCAUGGUCCUCACCACCAGUGAGCAGACCACAAUCACUCUCCCCAUGGCAACACGGUGGAGUACCAGUUUGACAGAAGAAAUGGCUUCAGGAGACCUUGACAUUUCAAGUCCAGGUUCACCCAUGAGAACAUUUGCUAUUUUUCCACCUCUGUCCACACCUUCUCAUGAACUUUCAAAGUCAGAUACCAGUGCCACUGAAAAUACAGGUUCAACCAUGUUGGAUCAACAUCUAGGAUUCAGCAGUUUGGGCACAACUGGGAACUUGACAACUGCUCCUAUCACCCCACUGACAACCAUGUGGACCAGUGUGAUUGAAUACUCCACACAAACACAGGACACCCAUUCUGCAAUGAUGAAUCCUACUCAUGUGACACAAUCACUCAAAGAUCAAACACCUGUACCAGCCUUAGCAUCCCCUCCCCAUCUUACUGAAGUAGACCCUGGGCUCAGGACACAAGGGAGGAGCUGCCUCAAGGCAACCACUUUUUGGAAACCAUCUACAGACAUACCCUCCAUAGAGAUUGAGACUGGCGCAACAAACAUUCAAUCCACUCCACCCAUGGACACCACAACAGCAGGGAGCAGCAGUAGUGGAGUCGCCCUGGACACAGCCUGCAUUCCCAUGGGAACAUCCUCCCCAGCUGAGACAUCCACAAACAUGGCACUGGAAAGAGGAAGUGCUACAGCCACUGUCUCCAUGGCUGGCACAGUGGGACUCCUAGUUUCUAGUGCCCCAGGAAGAAGCAGCAGCCAGUCAUUAGGAGUUUCCUCUGUGCUUUCUGAAUCAACCACUGAAGGAGUCACAGAUUCUAGUAAGGGAAGCAUACCAAGGCUGAGCACACAGGGAAAUACAGCUCCCUCCUCCUCUCUUGAACCCAGCACUGCUCAAGGAGGCCAGAUGAGUAUAAGCAUCCAUCUACCCUCAUCUCCUCCAACUCCUGAUGUAGAAUUCAUAGGGAGCAGCACAUUUUGGACCAAGGAGGUCACCACAGUUAUGACCUCAGAUAUCUCCAAGCCUUCAGCAAGGACACAGUCCAGCUCAGCUACCCUUCUGUCCACAGCUUUGAGAAGCACUGAAAGUACAGAAAAAGAAAAACCCAGAACUGCCUCUAUGGAUCUUCCAUCUCCAACUCUAUCAAUGGAGGUGACACCAUGGAGUUCUCUCACUCUCAGAGACAUCACCAAGACCGCAGUUUCACCUGACCUCAGCCAUGGGGUGCACACCAGCUCUACAGGAACUUUGGACACUGACAGGCCAUUGAAUACUGGUAUCACUAGAGCCUCCAGAUUGGAAAACAGCUCCAAUACCUCUUCUAAGUCCCUAUCUGUGGGAGCCAGCACUCACACAUUCAUGACUUACACAGAGAGGAGUGAAGUGUCCUCUUCAAUAUGUCCCCCACCUGAGACCUCAGCUCCUGAUGGAGAGACCACUUUGACUUCAACUCCUGGAAACAGGGCCAUAAGCUUAAUGUUGCCUUUUUCAUCCAUUCCAGUAGAGGAAGUCAUUUCUACAGGCAUAACCUCAGGACCAGGCAUCAACGCAGCACCCAUGACACAUACUCCCAUUACCCCAGCAACAAUUGCAUGGACCAGUAUAGGCACAACUGAACAGUCCACUCAACCACUACAUGCAAUUUCUUCAGAAAAAGUUUCUGGGCAGACACAGUCAAGUCCAUAUGUCAACUCUGUGUCACUGUCUGCUUCCCCUACCCAUGAGAAUUCAGUCUCCUCUGGAAGCAGCACAUCCUCUCCAUAUUCUCCAGCCUCACUUGAAUCAUUGGAUUCCACAAUCAGUAAGAAGACAGAAAUCACUUCCUGGCUAUGGAAACUCACUGUAUCUCUCCCUAUUACAACUUGGCCAAGUGCCAGUUUAUCUAAGGCACUGUCCUCAGCUCAUCCUGGGGUUUCAAACCCAGGUUUAACCACAACUGAAUUUCCACUCUUAGCUGCAUCCACAUCAGUUGCUAGGCAAAGAAAUCCAGAAACAGAGAUUUAUGGCCCCCAGAAUACAGCCCCAAGUACUUUGAACACUGAUGCAUCCUUGGGCACAAGUAUUUCUGAGACUUCUGCAGGGGCAAGUAUCAGCUCUGAAGCCCCCCUUUCAACAGCCAUAACUUCUAGAUCAGAUGCUUCUGGUUUUAUAUCUGAGAGUACUCCUAACCCGAGUUCAGGCACAGCCUCUUAAGCAGGGAGCAAAUUAAGUGGGACGAUAUCCCUGCCCAUCUCAGAGUCUUUGGUUUCCUUUAGAAUGAGCAAGGAUCCAGGGACAGUGUCAAUCCCUUUGUGGUCCCAUGCAACUACUCAUACAGAAACAAGCAUCCCAGUAAGCAGCGCAGGUCCACCUGGCUUGUCCACAGUAGCAUCAGAUGCAAAUCAACCUUCAAAUGGGGGUGAGAGUAUUCCUAGUGCCCCCUUUUCCUCCUCCCCUGAGACUGAAGCCACAACUAUCUCUCAUUUCCCAGAAAGGACAACCCAUUUAUUUAAAACCAUUUUAUUUCUCACUCCUGAGUUGACUUCAAAAGUGACACCUACUCCUGGGGAUUGGACCAGUUCAGCUAUGUCCACAAAACCCACAGGAGCCAGUUCCUCCAUUACACUGGGAGAGAAAAGGACAAUCACCUCUGCUCCUCUAAUCACUUCCCCCAUAGUUCUCACUGCUAGUUUCACAGAGACCAGCACAGUUUCACUGGAUAGUACAACUACAGUAAAAACCUCAGAUACACUUGAGGCAGAACAAAAAAAUCAGCUUCCUUCAGAUAGCAUUUCUUCUUCUGAUCUGAUCAAUACCACAGCUUCUCCAACUAUGGAUGUCACUAAAACAGCCUCCGUCAGUCCCACUAGCCUCUCAGGAGUGACAGCAACUUCUUCCCCAUCUCUCUCUUCAGAUAGACCCCAGGUUCCCAUAUCUACAAUAGAGACAAAUACAGCCACCUCUACAUCUAUUUCCAGUAACACCUAUUCUCUUGAUGGGCACUUCAAUGUGGGUGGCUGUCCAUCCACUUUACCACCCUUUACACUCACCUACCCUGUCAAGACAGGCUUGGCCCCAUUAGCCUGAUCUAGUCCAGUAGAAACUUUCAGCACCGUGGUCAGCACCAAAACUGCUGCCUGAGAAAAUCCUACCUCUCGCAACUCUGUGGUCACUUCUGUUCCAGCACCAGGCACAUGGACCAGUGCAGGCAGUACUACUGACUUACCUGCCAUGGGCUUUCUCAAGACAAGUCCUGCAGGAGAGACACACUCACUUCCAGCAUCAAAUAUUGGACCAGUCACUGCCUUCGCUCCCCAUCUUUCAGGAGCAGUGGUCACUGGAUCCAGUGCUACAUCAGAAGCCAGUCUUCUCACUAUGAGUGAAAGCAAAGCCAUUCAUUCUUCUCCACAGACCCCAACUACAUCCAUGUCUGGAGCAAGCUAGGAAACUUCUACUCCUGAGAGCCUUUUGGUGAUCACUGAGACUUCAGACACAACACUCACCUCAAAGAUUUUGGUCACAGAUACUACCUUGUUUUCACCUGUGUCCACACCGCUUUUUAAACUUCCAACUAUAGGGACUCUCUCUGGAGCUUCCUUCCUUACUUUAUUACAGGACACUUCAGCCAUCCCACUCACUGCCACUGAGCCAACAAGUUCAUUAGCUACAUCCUUUGAUUCCACCCCACUGGUAACUAUAGCUUCUGAUAGACUUAGCACAAACCCAGAGACUACCCUGACCAUGUCAGAGGCCUCAAAUGGUGAUGCACUGGUUAUUAAGACAGAAAGUAACCCAGAUAGGAGCAUCCCUGGAAUCACUAUCCAAGGAGUAGCAGAAAGUCCACCCCAUCCUCCCACUUCCUCCUCUAAGAUUGUUACUCCACAGAACACAGCCUAUGAAGGUUCGAUCACCAUAGGACUUUCUAUUUUGCCUGCAGGAAUGACAGGUUCCCUUGUAUUUAGUCAGAGUUCUGAUAACUCAGAGACAACAGCUUUGGUGGACUCAUCAGCUGGGCUUGAGAGGGCAUCUGUGAUGCCACUAACCACAGGAAGCAAGGGUUUGGACAGCUUUAGAGGAAUCAGAAGUGGGUCCACUCACUCAACUGAAACCAAAACAUUUUCUUCUCUCCCUCUGACCAUGAGCCCAGGUGAGGUUAUAGCCAUGUCUGAAAUCACCAGUAACAGACUGACAGCUACUAAAUCAACAGCACCCAAUGGGAUACCUGUGAAGCCCACCAGGGCUGAGUCAGGGCUCCUAACACCUGUCUCUGCCUCCUCAAGCCCAUCAAAGGCCUUUUCAUCACUGACUACAGCUCCCCCAACUUUGGUGAUCCCACAGUCCAUAUUGACAUUUGACUUUUCUGAGGUCCCAAGUUUGAAUACUAAGUCUGCUUCUUUACCAACUCCUGGACAGUCCCUGAAUACCAUUCCAGACUCAGAUCUUUCACUGUCCAGGUCUCCAGAAAAAGGCCCAAGAGCAGGGAUGAUGACUUCCACAAAGACCAUAAGUGCAAGCUCAGUUCAAUCAACAAGUUUUACUGAAAUCCCUGAAGGAUCUGCCUCCCCUUCUAUGGCAGGGCAUAAACCCAGAGUCCCCACCUCAGGAACAGGGGACCAUAGAUAUGCCUUGGAGAGCAUGCCUUACCCAGACCCAAGCAAGGUAUCAUCAGAUAUGAAAUUGACCUCUCUUGCAUCAAAACUCACAAGUCUCUUCAGCACAGGUCAAGCAGCAAGGUUUGGUUCUAGUUCCUCUCCCACAAGCCUAUCCACUGAGAAAGAAACCAGCUUCCUUUCCCCCACUGCAUCCACCUCCAGAAAGACUUCACUCUUUCUUGGGCCCUCCGUGGCAAGACAGCCCAACACAUUGGUACAUCUUCAGACUUCAACUCUGACACUUUCUCCAACAUCUAUACUAAAUAUAUCCCAGAAGGAGCCUCCUGAGUUAACCUCAAGGCAAACCACUACAGAACAGGAGAGAACAACCGUUGAAACACAGAUGUUAAACUUCAUACCAUCCGAGCCCCCAACACCCCUGCUACCUGCCUCUUCUCCCACAGACCCCACAGCCAGAAGAAAGGGUUCUCCAGAAACAGGAGCACGCUCUAUUUCAGCACCUGCCAAGACCUCCUUGGCUGAAACAACUGAUAGAACGCUAGUGCCCAAAACAAAGAUGUCAAGCCAGCCAGCACAAGGAAAUUCCACGUGGCCUUCCCUAUCAGAGGGGACAGGGACCAGUCCAGCAGGCACAUCCCCAGGACGCCCAGAAAUGUCUACAGCCCUCAAAACCAUGAGCUCCAAGGAACCCAGCAUCAGCCCAGAGAUUAAGUCCACUGUGAGCAACUCACCUUGGAAGACUCCAGAAACAGCCGUUCCCAUGGAGACCACAGUGGAACCAGCCACCCUGCAGUCCACAGAUGUUGGAAGUGGUAGCACCAGCCUCUCUCAUCUGCCCACAGGAGCCACAUCACCAACCAAGUCAGCAAUAAAAAAUAUGGUGGCUACAGACAGGGUCUCACUCUCCCCAUCCCCACCCGAGGCUUGGACCAACCUUUAUUCUGGAACUCCAGGAGGGACCAGGCAGUCACUGGCCACAACGUCCUCUGUCUUCCUAGAGUCACCAACUGCUAGAAGCACCACAGGAAAUGGUCAGCAAAGCAGUCCAGAACUGAUUUCAAAGACCACUGGAAUGGAUUUCUCUGUGUGGCAUGGCUCUACUGGAGGGACCACAGUGGACACACAUGUCUCUCUGAGCACAUCUUCCAAUAUCCUUGAAGAACCUAUUACCAGCCUAAACUCUGUGAGCUCAGUGGUAGAUAACUUCAAAUUUAAAACCAAGGCAUUGGUCAGCACCACAGCUAUUCCCUCCACUGUACUGAGUAACAAGACAAUGGCAGCUGAACAACAGACAAGUCCAUCUGUGGAUGAGGCUGUUUCAUCAACUAGCUCAUUGUCACAUCAGACAUCUGGGAGUGACAGCACCCUUGGUGCAUCUCCUGAUGUCACAAACACAUUACACAUCACCUCCACAGCACAAACCAUCUCACUAGUAUCUCUGCUCUCUGGGGACCAAGGCAUUACCAGCCUCACCAAUGCCUCAGGAGGAAAAACAAGCUCUGCAUCGUCUGUCACAUCCCCUUCAACAGGGCCUGAGACUCUGAUGGGCAUCAUAAGUGUAGUGACUAGUGACACUUCCCCUACUGCUGGGCAACUAUCCCAGACCUCCUCUCCUGUGGAAGUGAGCAUCACUGGUGUAGCCACAGCUCCUACUCCAGGUAUGACCACCACCAUCACUACCAUAGGAACCAACUCAAUCUUGACUACUACACCCAGCCCAGAAGGGGGUAUGAGUACCAUGGACAGCACCCUGGCCACAGAGAGGAGCACAUCUAUAGAGCACACUCCCACCUGGUCCUCCACAGCUGCAUCAGAUCCCUGGACUGUCACAGACAUGGCUUCAAACUUGAAAGUGGCAAGUUCUCCUGGAACAAUUUCUACAAUGCAUACAACUUCAUUCUUAGCCUCAAGCACUGAAUUGGACUCCAUGUCUACUCCCAAUGGCCUUAUUACUGUCAUUGGAACCAGCCUGGUCACUCCAUCCUCUGAUGCUUCAGCCAUAAAGACAAGCAGUACCCGUGAAAUAACAUUGAGUCCUUCAGUUACAACUGUGUCUACUCCCAUCUCAAAUUUUUCUCGUAUCCAGAGCACCUCAGUUGCUGACAUUUCAAGUACAAGUUGGACUCCCAGUAGAACAGAAACAGGAGGUGUGCCUGUUUCAAUGGCUUCUACUAAUUAUGCCAGUACAAAGACUGGCCCAAAUAUGCCCCUGUCCACUGUUCUGUUUGAUUCUCUAUCCACUUUUGAUUGGGACACUGGGAAAUCUGUGUCAUCAGCCACAGUCACUACCUCAGCUCCUCAGGGGGCCACAACUCCUCAAGAACUCACUUUGGAGAUGACGAUCAGCCCAACUACCUCACAGCCACCCUUCUCUACAGGAGACAUUACAGGUGGAGUCACACCAGCUGCAGUGGUAAGGAGCUCUGGAGUUACUCUUUCAAGACCAGACCUCAUAAGCAAAAAGGCAGAGCAGAGUUCUACUCAGUUUCCCACCACAACUUCUAGACAUCCAGAAGAGACCAUCAAGGUUACCAGCUCCUCCAGUUUAUUAAGGACCUCGGAUACACCAGGCAUAAGCUUGGAAUCUGCAAUUACUUCAUCCUCAAACUGGAAAAGCAGCCCAUAUAAGAGCCCAUAUGCCCCUUCUGAGUCCACCACAGACAAAGAGUCAAUUCACCCUUCUACAAACAUAGUAGAGACAACACCAUGGGUCACAAGUUCCAAACAUCCUUAUUCCACUGUCCCAGCCCGCUCAGAAUCAUCCAAGCUCACAUCUCCAGUGGUUACUGCCUCCACCAGGGGACAAGCCAUUUUUUCUGUAUCAACGACCACAUGGCCAGAGUCUACAAGGGCUGGAACAGAGCCUAAUUCCUCCUUGACUGCUGAACUGAGGGACUUCAAUCCUUACAUGGACACCAGCUCAACCACGCAAACAAGUAUUAUCUCUUCGCCAGGUUCCACUGCUAUCACCAAGGGACCUAGAACAGAAAUUACCUCCUCCUCUGAGAGAAUAUCCAGCUCAUUCCUUGCCCAGUCUAUGAGGUCAUCAGACAGGCCCUCAGAAACCAUCACCAGGCUGUCUAACUUCCCUGCCAUGACAGAAUAUGGAGGAAUGACUCUCGCUAUGCAAACAGAUCCACCUGGCACUACAUCACUAAGUGCACCUACCUUGGACACAUCAGCCACAGCCUCCUGGGCAGGGACUCCAUUGGCUAUGACUCAGAGAUUUACAUACUCAGAGGAGACCACUCUCUUCAGCAAAGGUCCUGAGGAUACAUCACAGCCAAGGCCUGCCUAUGUGGAAGAAACCAGCUCUUUCUCUUCCCUGGCACCUAUCCAUGCCACAACCUCACCUUCCAAUACUUUGUUGACAUCACAAGAACACAGUCCCUCCUUUACUCCACCUGUGACCUCAGUUCUCUGGCCUGAGACCUCUGGCAUGGGGAAGACCACUGACUUGUCAAGGAUAAGCUUGGAACCUGGGACCAGUUUACCUCCCAAUUUAGGCAGUACAGCUGGUGAGGCAUUAUCCACUUAUGAAGCCACCAGAGAUACAAAGGUGAUUCAUCCUUCUGAAAACACAGCAGUGAUAAAUGUGGAGGCAACCAGUUCUGAACAUUCUCCUGUCCCAGUCCAUACACAGCCAUCCAAAGCCACAUCUCCAAUGGUUACCCCCCACACCAUGAGAGAUAACACUGCUUCCACAUUAGUGUUUGGCUUCUCUGAGACCACAGAGAUUGAGACAGCAUCCUCUCUGAAUCCAGGACUUCAGGAGAGAAGCACAUCCCAAGUGACCAGCUCUGCUACAGAGACAAGCACUGUCAUUACCCAUGCGUCUACUGGUGAUGCUCCUACCGAAGUCACCAAGACACAAGUCACUUUCCCUAGCAGAACAUCCAUCCCAAGCCCUUAUCACUUCAAAACUUCUACCAACACAUUUACAAAUGUGAGCACCAACCCAUCCACUUCUCUGAUAAUGACAGAAUCUUCGAGAGUGACCAUCACUACCCAAACAGAUCCUACUGGAGCCACAACACAGGGUCCACAUCUCUUGGACACAACAACCAUGCCUUACUUGACAGAGACUCCAUUGGCUGUGACUCCAGAUUUUAUGCAAUCAGAGAAGACCACUCCCAUGAGCAAAGGUCCCAGGGAUGUGUCAUGGACAAGCCCUCCUUCUGUGGCAGAAACCAGCUCUCCCUCUUCCUUGACGCCUAUCUUGGUCACAACCUUACCUCCUGCCACUUCCACACUACAAGGGCAAAGUACAUCCUCUCCUGUUUCUAUGGCUUCAGUUCUCACCUCUGAACUGAUAAAGACCACAGAUAAAUUGAACACGAGCGUGGAACCCGUGACCAUUUCACCUCAAACUUUGAACAACACAUCAAGUGAGAUACUGGCCACUUCAGAAGCCACCACAGAUAUAGAGAAAAUUCAUCCUUCCAUAAACAAAGCAGUGACCAAUACGGAGACCAACAGUUCAUCACAUGAAUUGCAUUCCACUCUCCCAGCCAGCUCAGAACCAUCUACAACCACAUCUCCAGUGGUUCCUGCCUCCACCAUGGAGGACACUCUUGUUUCUACAUCAACAUCUGCUUUUGAGACAGCAGACAUUGAGGGAGAGCCAGCAUCCUUUCUGACUCCUGGGCAAGGCAAGAACAGCACCACCCAGGAGUCAAACAUCAUCCUCUCCAGUGUGUCUGUGGGAGCUGCUACUGAAGCCUCCAAAAUGGAAGUCUCCUCUUCUGAUGCAACAUUUAUACCAACUCAUGCUCAGUCAACAAAGCCCCCAGAUAUUUUUUCAGUGACCAGCAGUAGACUAUCAAACUCUCCUCCCAUGGCAAUAUCUACCCACAUGACCACUACCCAGCCAGGGUCUUCUGGAGCUACAUCAAAGAUUCCACUUGCCUUAGACACAUCAAUGUUGGAAACCUCAGCAGGGACUCCAUCAGUGGUGACUGAGGGGUUUGCCCACUCAAAAAUAACCACUGCCAUGAAUAAUGAUGCCAAGGACAUGUCACAGACAAACCCUCCCUUUGUGGAAGAAGCCAGCUCUCCCUCUUCUCAGGCACCUGUUCUUGUCACAACCUUAGCUUCUCCUGUUGCUUCCACAUUGCAAGGGCAUGGUACCUCCUCUCCUGUUCCUAUGUCCUCAGUUCUUACCUCUUCACUGAUAAAGAUCACAGGGAAGGUGGAUACAAGCUUAGAAAAAGUAACCAGUUCACCUCAAAGUAUGAGCCACACUUUGGAUGACAUAUUGGCCACUUCAGCAGCCACCACAGAUAUAGAGACAACGCAUCCUUCCAUAAACAUAGCCGUGACCAAUGUGGGGACCACCCGUUCAGCAUUUGAAUUGCGUUCCACUGUCUCAGCUGACUCAGAGCCAUCUAAAGUCACAUCUCCAUAUGUUACCACCUCCACCAUGGAAGAUGCCAUGAUUUCCAGAUCAAUACCUAGAUCCUCUAAGACUACAAAAAUUGAGACUGAGACGACUUCCUCCUUGACUCCUAAACUGAGGGAGACCAGCAUCUCCCAGGAGAUCACCUCAUCCACAGAGACAAGCACUGUUCCUUACAAAAAGCUCACUGGUGUCACCGCCAAGGUAUCCAGGACAGAUGUCACUUCCUCUAGCAAUACAUCCAUCCCUGGUCCUGAUCAGUCCACAGUGUCACUAGACAUAUCCACAGAAACCAUCACCAGGCUCUUUACCUCCCCUAUAAUGGCAGAAUCUGCAGAAAUAAUCAUCACCACCCAAACAGGUCCUCAUGGGGCGACAUCACAGGAUGCCUUUACCACAGACACAUUAAAUACAACCCCCCAGGCAGGGAUCCACUCAGUUAUGACUCAUGGAUUUUCACAAUCAGAUGUGACCACUCUUAUGAGCGGAAUUCCAAUGGAUGUGUCAUGGACAAGUCCUCCCUCUGUGGAUAAAACCAGCUCCCCCUCCUCCUUUCUGUCUUUACCUACAAUGACCACACCUUCCCUGGUUUCCUCUACCUUACCAGAGGAUAGGCUCUCUUCUCCUGUGACUUCACUUCUCACCUCUGGCCUGGUGAAGAUCACAGAUAUAUUACAUACACGCUUGGAACCUGUGACCAGUUCACUUCCACAUUUCAGCAGCACCUCAGAUAAGAUACUGGCUACUUCUAAAGAUGGUCAAGGCACAGCGAUAAUCGAUCCUUCCAUAAACACUGCAGAGACCAACGUGAAAGUCAACAACUCUGGACAUGAAUCCCAUUCCUCUACACUGGCUGAUUCAGAGACACCCAAAGCCACAGCUCAAACGGUUAUUGCCACCACUGUAGGAGAUCCCACUCCUUCCACAUCAAUGCCAAUGCAUGGUUCCUCUGAGACUACAAACAUUAAGAGAGAGCCAACAUAUUUCUUGACUCCUAGACUAACAGAGACUAGCACCUCUAAGGAGUCCAGCUUUUCCACAGACAUGAGUUUUCUACUGUCCAAAGUCCCUACUGAUACUAUCACUGAGGUCUCCGGCAGAGAGGUCAUCUCUUCUAGCAAAAUAUCCACCCCAGAUCAUGAUAGGUCUACAAUGCAAUCUGACACCUUCACAGGAGAGAACACGAGGGUCUUUACCUCCUCCAUUAUGACAAAAUCUGCAGAAAUGACAAUCACCACCCAAGCAAGUCCUCCUGGGUCUGCAUCACACGGUACUCUUCCCUUGAACACAUCAACCACACGUUCCCAGGGAGGGACUCAUUCAACCGUGACUCAGGGAUUCCCACACUCAGAGGUGACCACUUUUAUGAGCAUGGGUCCUGAGAAUGUGUCAUGGAUGACAACUCCCCCUGUGGAAGAAACCAGCUCUGCUUCUUCCUUGAUGUCUUCACCUGCCGUGACCUCCCCUUCUCCUGUUUCCUCCAUAUUACCAGAGAGCAUCCCCUCCUCUCCUCUUCCUGUGACUGCACUUCCUAUUUCUGUUCUGGUGACAACCACAGAUGUGCUGGGCACAACAGGCCCAGAGCCUGUGACCAGUUCACCUCCAAAUUUGAGCAGCACCACAAAUGAGAGACCAACCACUUACAAAGACACUGCACACACGGAAGCCAUGCAUCCUUCCACAAACACAGCAGUGGCCAAUGUAGGGACCUCCAGGUCUGGAUAUGAAUCACAAUCUUUUGUCCUAGCUGACUCAGAGACAUUGAGAGUCACACCUCCGACGAGUACCACCUCCACCCUGGGGGACACAGGUGUUUCCAUAUCAACUCCUGAUAUCUCUCAGACUAGCCAAAUUCAAACAGAGUUAACGGCAUCCCUGAUCCCUACAUUGAGGGAGAGCAUCACAUCUGAGAAGACCAGCUCACCGACAGAGACAAAUACUGCCAUUUCUUAUGUGCCCACUGGUGUUACUACUCAGGCCUCCAGGACAGAAAUCUCCUCUAGCAGAACAUCCAUCUCAGAGCUUGAUCAGUCCACAAUGACACUCGACAUCUCCACAGGAAUGACCACCAGGCUCUUCACCUCCCCCACCAUGACAAAAUCUGCAGACAUGACCAUCACCACUCAAACAACUACUACUGGGGCUACAUCACAGGGUACCCUUUCCUUGGACACAUCAACCACACUCUUCCAGGGAGGGACUCAUUCAACUGCAUCUCAGGGAUUCCCACACCCAGAGAUAACCACUCUUAGGAGCAGAACUGGAGAUGUGUCAUGGAUGACAACUUCUCCGGUGGAAGAAACCAGCUCUGCGUCUUCCUUGAUGUCUCCUGCCAUGACCUCCCCUUCUCCUGUUUCCUCCACAUUACCAGAGAGCAUCCCCUCCUCUCCUCUUCCUGUGACUGUACUUCCUACUUCUGUUCUGGUGACAACCACAGAUGUGCUGGGCACAACAAGCCCAGAGCCUGUAACCAGUUCACCUCCAAAUUUGAGCAGCACCACAAAUGAGAAACCAGCCACUUACAAAGACACUGCACACACAGAAGCCAUGCAUCCUUCCACAAACACAGCAGUGGCCAAUGUAGGCACCUCCAGUUCUGGACAUGAAUCACAAUCUUCUGUCUCAGCUGACUCAGACACAUCCAAAGCCACAUCUUCAAUGGGUACCACCUUCACCACGCGGGAUACAAGAGUUUCUACAUCAAAUCCUGCUUUAUUUGAGGCUAGAAUUCAGACGGAAUCAACAUCCUCUUGGACUCCUGGAUUGAAGGACACCAGCAUGUCUGAGGAGACCAACACUGUGACAGAGACAAGCACUUUCCUUUCAGAAGUGCCCACUACUGCUACUACUGAGGUCUCUAGGACAGAAGUUAUCACCUCUAGCAGAACAUCCAUCUCAGGGCCUGAUCAUUCCAAAAUGUCACCAUAUAUCUCCACAGAAACCAUCACCAGCCUCUCCACUUCUCCUGUUGUAACAGGAUCCACAGAAAUGACGAUCACCAGCCAAACAGGUCCUAUAGGGACUACCUCACAGGCUACCCUUACCCUGGACAUAUCAAGCACAGCUUCCUGGGAAGGGACUCACCCACCUGUGACUCAGAGAUUUUCACACUCGGAGACCGCUACCAGGAGCAGAGGUACUAUGACUAUGUCAUGGCAAAGCCCUCCCUCUGUGGAAGAAACCAGUUCUCCAUCUUUGCUGGUGCCUUUACCUGCAAUAACCUCACGUUCACCUCCUUAUUCCACACUAUCAGGAAGUAGCCCCGCUUCUCUCCCUGUGACUUCCCUUCUCCUCUCUGGCAGGAUGAAGACCACAGACAUGUUAGAUGCAAGCUCAGAAUCUGUGACCAGCUCCUUAUCAAGUGCAAGUAGCUUCUCAGGUGAGAUACCUACUUCUGAUGCCUCGACAAAUACAGAGACAAUUCACUUUUCAGAGAACACAGCAGAAAACAACAUGGGGACCACCAGUUUUAUGCAUGAACUACAUUCCUAUGUCUCAGUCCACUCCCAGCCAUCCAGAACCACAACUCCAAAUGUUACUGGAUCUAUGAUGGAGGAUACUAUUGUUUCCACUUCAACACUUGGUUUUUCUGAGACUGCAAAUAUUGACAGAGAGUCAACACCCUCCCUGACUCCUGAAUUGAUAGAGAACACCACCUCCCUGGUGAUGAACUCAACUACAGAGUCAAACAUUGUUUUCUCCAGUGUGUCCAUGGGUGCUGCUACUGAGGUCUCCAGGACGGAAGUCCCCUAUUAUGAUUCUACAUUCAUGCCAGCUUCUGCUCAGUCAACAAAGUCCUCAGACAUUUCACCUGAAGCCAGCAGUAGACAUUCUAACUCUUCUCCCUUGACAAUAUCUACACACAAGAUCAUCACCACACAAACAGGUCCUUCUGGGGUGACAUCUCUUGGCCAACUGACCUUGCAAACAUCAACCAUAGCCACUCCAGCAGGGACUCCAUCAGCUGGAACUCAGGAUUUUGUAGAUUCAAAAACAACCACUGUCUUGAACAAUGAUCUCAAUGAUAUGUCGAAGACAAGCCCUUUCUCUGCAGAAGAAGCCAACUCUCUCUCUUCUCAGGCACCUAUCCUUGUGACAACCUCACCUUCUCCUGUAACUUCCACAUUGCAAGUGCACAGUACCUCUUCUGUUUCUGUGACCUCAGUACUCACCUCUCCAUUGGCAAAGAUCACAGACAUGGACACAAGCUUAGAGCCUGUGACCCGUUCACCUCAAAGUUUAAGCAACACCUCAGCCACUUCAGAAGCCACCAUAGAUACACACAUGAUGCAUCCUUCUAUAAACAGAGCAGUGACCAAUGUUGGGACAACCAGUUCACCACAUGAAUUCCAUCUUACCGUCUCACUGGACUCAGAGCCAUAUAAAGCCACAUCUCCAGUAGUUAUCACUUCCACCAUGGGGGACUCUAUAGUUUCCACGUCAACGUCUAGAUCCUCUGAGAUGACAAAGAUUGAGUCUGAGACAACUUCCUCCCUGAGCUUUAGAAGGAGAGAGACCAGCACCUCCCAGAAAAUCAGCUCAUCCUCAGACACAAGCACUGUGUUUGAUGAAACACUCACUGCUGCUCCUACUGAGGUCUCCAGAACAGAAGUCACCUCCUCCAGCAGGACAUCCAUCCAAGGUGCUGAAAAGUCCACAAUGUCACCAGACACCUCCACAGGAUCUGUCACUGUGCUCUCUACCUUUGCUGGCAUGACAAAAUCUGAAGAAAUGAACAUUGCCACCCAAACAGGUCUUCCUGGGGCUACAUCACAGGGUACCCUUACCUGGGACACAUCAAUCACAACCUCACAGGCAGGGACCCAUUCAGCUAUGACUCAUGGGUUUUCACAAUUAGAUGUGUUCACUCUUACGAGCAUAAUUCCUGAAGAUGUGUCAGGGACAAGCCCACUCUCUGUGGAAGAAAACAGCUUUCCCUCUUCCCUUCUGUCUUCACCAGCAAUAACCUCACCUUCCCCUAUUCCAACUACAUUGCAAGUGGGUAGGCCCUCUUCUCCUGUUCAUCUGACUUCACUCCCCACUUCUGGCCUGGUGAAGACCACAGAUAUGCUGGCAUCUGUGGCCAGUUUACCUCCAAAUUUGGGCAGCACCUCAGAUAAGAUACCGACUACUUCUGAAGAUGUUAAAAAUACAGAGAAAAUGUAUUCUUCCACAAACAUAGCAGUAACCAAGGUGGAGACCACUACAUCUGAAAAUGAAUCUUAUUCGUCUAUCCCAGCCUACUCAGAAACACCUAAAGUCACCUCUCCAAUGGUUACCUCUUUCACCAUAAGGGACACCAUUGUUUCUACAUCCGUGCCUGGAUCCUCUGAGAUUACAGGGAUUGAGAUGGAGUCAGCAUCCUCGCUGGCCCAUGGGCUGAAGGAUACCAGCUCCUCCCAGGAGCCCAUCUUAUCCACAGAGAAAAGUGCUGUCCUUUACAAAGUGACCACUGGUGCUACACUUGAGAAUUCUAGGACAGAAGUUGCCUCUUCUAGAAGAACAUCCAUUCCGAGCCCUGAUCAUUCCAUGUCACCAGACAUCUCCACUGAAGUGAAUUCCAGGCUGCCUAUCUCCCCUGGAAUUACAGAAUCUGCAAAAAUGACCAUCAUCACUCAAACAGGCCCUCUUCUUGGAUCUACAUCACAGGGCAUAUUUAUCUUGGACACACCAACUAUACCCUCCAGGGAAGAAACACACUCAGGUGUCACUCAAGAAUUUCCACACUCAGAGAUGAACACUCUCAUGAACAAGGAUCCUGAGAUUCUGUCACAGACAGUCCCUCCUUCUAUAGAAAAAACAAGCUUCUUCUCUUCCCUGAUGCCUUUACCUGCCAUGACUUUACCUUCUCCUAUUUCCUCAACAUUACCAAAGACCAUUCACACCACUCCUUCUCCUAUGACUUCACUGCUUACCUCCAGCUUAGUGACGACCACGGACACGUUGGACACAAGCCCAGAACCUAGAACCAGUUCACCUCCAAAUCUGAGUAGUACUUCAAAUGAGAUACUGAUGACAGAUGAAGACACCACAGAUAUGGAAGCCAUGCAUCCUUUCACAAUAACAGCAGUGACUAAGGUGGAAACCACCAGUUCUGGAAAUAAGUCACAAUCCUCUGUCCUAGCUGACUCAGAAAAACCCAAGGCCACAGCUUCAAUGGUUACCACCUCCACCAUGGGGCAUACAACUAUUUCCACAUCAAGGUCUGUUUCCUCUGAAACUACAAAAAUUCAGAGUGAUUCAACAUAUUCUUUGACUCCUGGACUAAGGGAGACCAACAUCUCCCAAAAUACCAGCUUUCCCACUGACGCAAAUAUUGUUCUUUCAGAAGUCUCCACUGGUACUACUGCUGAGGUCUCCAGGACAGAAGUCCCCUCCUCUGGUAGAACAUCUGUCCCUGGCCCUGCUCAGUCCACGAUGUUGCCACAAGUACCCACAGGAACAAUGACGAGGCUCUUUGCCUCGCCCACCAUGACAGAAUCAGCAGAAAUGGCCAUCCCCACCCAAACAGGUCCUUCUGGGUCUACAUCACAGGAUACCCUUACCUUGGACACAUCCACCACAAAGUCCCAGGCAAAGAUUAAUUCAACUUUGACUCAGAGAUUUUCACAUGCAGAGAUGACCACUCUCAUGAGCAGAGGUCCUGGAGAUAUGUCAUGGCAAAGCUCUCCCUUUGUGGAAAAACCCAGCUCUCUCCCUUCCCUCCUUCCUUCCCUGCUGUCUUUACCUGCCACAACCUCACCUCCUCCCAUUUCCUCCACAUUACCAGUGAAUAUCUCCUCCUCUCCUCUUCCUGUGACUUCACUUCUCACCUCUGGCCCAGUGAUGACCACAGAUGUGUCACGCACAAACCCAGGACCUGUAGCCAGUUCACCUCCAAAGUUGAGUCACACUUCAAAUGAGAGACUGAUCACUGGCAAGGACGCCACAGAUACAGAAGCUGUGCAUCCUUCCACAAACACAGCAGUGUCCAAUGUGGAGACCUCCAGCUCUGGACAUAAAUCCCCUUCCUCUGUCUUAGCUGACUCAGAUACAUCCAAAGCCACAUCACCAAUGUUUAUUACCUCCACCCAGGAAGACACAACAGUUGCCAUAUCAACCCCUCUAUUUGUGGAGACUAGUAGAAUUCAGAAAGAGUCAAUUUCCUCCCUGGCCCCUAAAUUGCGGGAGACCAGCAGCUCUGUAGAGACAAGCUCAGCCACAAAGACAAGUGCUGUCCUUUCUGAAGUGCCCGCUGGUACUACUACGGAGGUCUCUAGAACAGAAGUCACCUCCUCUAGCAGAACUUCCAUCUCUGGUCCUGCUGAGUCCACAGUGUUGCCAGAAAUAUCCACUACAAGAACAAUCAUUAGGUUCCCUUCCUCCCCCAUCAUGACAGAAUCAUCAGAAAUGACCAUCAAGACCCAAACAGGUCCUCCUGGGUCUUCACCAGACAGUACCCUUACAUUAGACACAUCAACCACACCCUCCUUGUUAAUAACCCACUCUACUAUGACUCAGAGAUUUCCACACUCUGAGAUAACCACUCUCAUGAGUAGAGGUCCUGGAGACGUGCCAUGGCCUAGCUCUCCCCUUGUGGAAGAAACCAGCCCUCCAUCUUCCCAGCUGUCUUUACCUGCCAUGAUCUCACCUUCUCCUGUUUCUUCCACAUCACCAGCAAGUAGCCACUCCUCUUCUGCUUCUGCGACUUCACUUCUCAUACCUGGUCAAGUGAAGACUACCGAGGUAUUAGACACAAGCGCACAGACUGAAACCAAUUCACCUCCAAGUUUGAGCAGCACCUCAGUUGAAAUACUGGCCACCUCUGAAGUCACCACAGAGACAGAGAAAAUUCAUCCUUUCUCAAACACAGCAGUAACCAAAGUUGGAUAUUCCAGCUCUGGACAUGCAUCCCCUUUCUCUAUCCUAGCUGACUUAGAGACAACCAAAGCCACAUCUCCAAUGGGUACUGUUUCCAUCAUGGCGGAUACAGGUGUUUCUACAUUAACUCCUGCCUUAUCUGACACUAGGAAAAUUCAUACAGAGCCAGCUUCCUCACUGCCCACCAGACUGAGGGAGACCAGCACCUCCAAAGAGACCAGCUCAGCCACAGAAACAAACACUGUUCUUUCUGAAGUGUCCACUGGUGCUACUACUGAGGUCUCCAGGACAGAAGCCAUCUCCCCUAGCAGAACAUCCAUCUCAGGCCUUGAGCAGCCCACAGUGUCACAAGACAUCUCCACAGAAACCAUCACCAGGAUUACUACCUCCUCUGUCAUGACAGAAUCUGCAAAAAUGACCAUCACAACCCAAACACGUCCUUCAGGGUCUACGCCAGAAAGUACUCUUAAUUUGGAUACAGCAACCACACCCUCUUGGGUAGGAACCCACUCUACAGUGAUUCAGGGAUUUCCACUCCCAGAGAUGACCACUUUCAUGAGAAGAGGUUCUGGAGGUGUGUCAUGGCCUAGCCCUCCCUUUGUGAAAGAAACCAGCCCUCCAUCUUCCCCGCUGUCUUUACCUGCCAUGGCCCCACCUCAUCCUGUUUCCACCACGUUACCAGCACAUAUCCCCGCCUCUCCCCUUCCUGUGACUUCACUUCUCACACCUGGCCCGGUGACAGAUGUCUUGGUCAUAAGCACAGAACUUGGAACCAGUUCAUCUUCAAAUUUGAGCAAAACCUCCCAUGAGAGACUGACCACUUACAAAGACAGUACACAUACAGAAGCCAUGCAUCCUUCUACAAACACAGGAGUGACAAAUGUGGUGACCACCAGCUCUGGAUAUAAAUCACAAUCCUCUGUCCUACCUGACUCAGAGACAUCCAAAGCCUCUUCUCCAAUAGAUACCACCUCCACCAUGGGGGAUACAAGUAUUCUCACAUCAACUCCUGCCCUCCUUGACACUAGGAGGAUUCAGACAGAGCCAACAUCCUUCCUGACCCCUGGAUUGAGGGAGACCAGCAGCUCUGAUGGGACCAGCUCAGGCACAAAGAUGAGUACUGUCCUUUCUAAAGUGCCCACUGGUACUACUACUGAGAUCUCCAAGGAAGAUGUUACCUCCAUCCCAGGUCCCGCUCAGUCCACAAUGUCACCAGACAUCUCCACUGGAACCACCAUCAGCUGGUUCUCUACAUCCCCUGUCAUGACAGAAUCAGCAGAAAUAACCAUGACCACCCACACAAGUCCUUUAGGGGCUAUAACGCAAGGCACCAAUACUUUGGACACAUCAAACACAACCUCUUUGACAAUGACACACUCACCUGUAUCUCAAGGAUUUUCACACUCACAGAUGAGCACUCUUAUGAGGAGGGGUCCUGAGGAUGUGUCAUGGAUGAACUCUCCCCUUCAGGAAAAAACUAGCUCUUCCUCUUCUCCAGUGUCUUCACCAGCCACAACUUCACCUUCUCCUGUUUCCUCCACAAUACCAGAGAGUAUCCCAUCCUCUCCUCUUACUAUGACUUCAUUCUUCAUGUCUGGCCUGACAAAAACUAUAGAUAUGUUGCACAAAAUCUCAGAACCUGUAACCAACUCACCUGCAAAUUUGAGCAGCACCUCAGUUGAAAUACUGGCCACUUCUGAAGUCACCACAGAUACAGAGAAAACUCAUCCUUCUUCAAAGAGAGCAGUGACUGAUGUGGGAACUUCCAGUUCUGGACAUGAAUCCCCUUUCUCUGUCCUAGCUGACUCACAGACAUCCAAAGCCACAUAUCCAAUGGCUAUCACUUCCACCAUGGAGAAUAUAAGGGUCUCCACAUCAAUUCCUGGCUUUUUCAGAACUAGCAGAGUUCAGACAGAACCAACAUCCUCCCUGACCCUUGGACUGAGGGAGACCAGCAGCUCUGAGGGGACCAGCUCAGCCACAGAGAUAAGCACUGUCCUUUCUGGAGUGUCCACUGGUGCCCCUGCUGAAGUCCCUAGGACAAAAAUCACCUCCUCUAGCAGAACAUCCAUCUCAGGCCCUGCUCAGCUCACAGCGUCACCAGACACCUCCACAAAAACCAUCACCAGACUCCUUACCUCCAUGAUGACAGAAUCAGCAGGAAUGACUAUCAAGACGCAAACAGAUCCUCCUGGGGCUGCACCAGAGAGUCCUCUUACUGUGGACAUAUCAACAGCUCCCUACUUGGUAGAAACCCACUCAACUAUGAUUCAGAGAUUUCCACACUCAGAGAUGUCCACCCUUGUGAGCACAGGCCCUGGCAAUGUGUUACAGCCUAGUCAACCCUCUGUGGAAGAAACCAGCUCUGCCUCUUCACUGCUGUCUUUACCUGCCACAACCACACCUUCUCCUGUCUCCUCUACAUUAGUGAGGGGUUUCCCUUCCUCUUCUUUUUCUGUGGCUUAUCUUGUCACCCCUGGCCUGGUGAUAACCACAGACAUGACAGGCAUAAGCAGAGAACCUGGAACCAGUUCCACUUCAAAUUUGAGCAGCACCUCCCAUGAAAGACUGACCACUUUGGAAGACACUGUAGAUACAGAAGCCACACAUCCUUCCACACAGACAGCAGUGACCAACGUGGGGACCUCCAGUUCUGGACAUGAAUCACAGUCUUCUGUCCUAGCUGACUCAGAGACAACCAAAGCCACAUCUCUGAUGGUUGCCACCUACACCAUGGAGGAUAUGAGUGUUUCCAUAUCCACUUCUGACUUCUUUGAGACCAGCAGAAUUCAGAUAGAGCCAACACCCUCCCUGACCCCUCGAUUGAGGGAGACCAGUAGCUCUGAGGGGAUCAGCUCAGCCCCAGAGAGAAGCACUGUCCUUUCUGAAGUGCCCAGUGGUGCUCCCACUGAAGUCUCCAGGACAGAAGUCAUCUCCUCUAGUGGGACAUCCAUGUCAGAGCCUGAUCAGUCCACAGUGUCACCAGACAUCACCACUGAAGUGAUCACCAGGCUUUCCACCUCUCCCAUUAUGACAGAAUCAGCAGAGAGUGCCAUCACUAUUCAUACAGGUUCUCCUGAGGCUGUAUCACAGGGUACCCUCACCUUGGACACCUCAACAACAACCUUUUGGUCAGGGACCCAUUCAACUGCAUCUUCAGGAUUUUCACACUCAGAGAUUACCACUCUUAUGAGUAGAACUCCUGGAGAUGUGCCAUGGCUGAGCCAUCCCUCUGUGGAAGAAACCAUCCCUAUCUCUUCCCUGCUGUCUUCACCUGCCAUGACCUCACCUUCUCCUUUUUCCUCCACAUUAUCAGAGAGCAUCCUCUCCUCUCCUCAUCCUGUGACUGCACUUCUCACCCCUGGCCCGAUGAAGAACACAGACAUGUUGGGUACAAGCUCAGAACCUGAAACCAGUUCACCUCCAAAUUUGAGCAGCACCUCAGCUGAAAUAUUAGCCACCUCUGAAGUCACCAAAGAUACAGAGAAAAUGUAUCCCUCCUUGAACACAGCAAUGACCAAUGUAGGAACCUUGGUUUAUAAACAUCAAUCCCCUUCCUCUGUUUUGGCUGACUCAGUGACAACAAAAGCCACAUCUCCAAUGGGUACCACCUCUGCUAUGGAGAAUACAAAUAUUUUCACAUCAACUCCUGCCUUCCCAGAAACGAUGAUGAUUCAGACAGAGUCAACUUCCUCCCUGACCUCUGGAUUAAGGGAGAUCAGCACUUCUGAAGAGACAAGCUCAGCCACAGAGAGAAGUGCUUUUCUUUCUGGGAUGCCCACUGGUGCUACUACUGAGGUCUCCAGGACAGGAGCCAUCUCCUCUAGCAGAACAUCCUACCCAGGUCCUGCUCAAUCCACAAUGUCACCAGACUUCUCCACGGAAACCAUCACUAGAAUUUCUACCCCCCUCAACAGGAAAGAAUCAGCAGAAAUGACCAUCACCCCCAAAACAGGUCCAUCUGGGGCAUCCUCACAACGUGCCUUUACCUUGGAUGCAUCAAGCACAGCCUCCUGGCCAGGAACUCACUCAGCUGCAACUCAGAGAUCUCCACAAUCAGCCGUGACCAUUCCUAUGAGCAGAGGUUCUGAGGAUCUGUCAUGGUCAAGCCCCUCAUCAGUGGAAAAAACUAGCCCUCCAUCUUCCCUGGUGCCUUCACCUGCAGUAACCUCACCUUCUCCACUUUAUUCCACAACGUCUGGGUGGAGCCACUCCUCUCCUCUCCUGGCAACUUCUCCUUUUACCUCUGGCAUGAUGAAGACCACAGACAGGUUGGACACAAGCUUAGAACCUGUGACCACGUCACCUCCCAGUAUGAAUAUCACCUCAGAUGAGAGUCUGGCCACUUCUAAAGCCACCAUGGAGAUAGAGGCAAUUGAGGUUUCUGAAAACACAGUAAUGACUCAUGUGGGAACCACCAGAGCUAUACAGGAAGUAUAUUCCUCUUCCCAAGGCUUCUCAGAGCUACCCAAAGUGACAUCUCCAACGAUUACCCCUUCUACCAUAAAAGAUUUUGUUUCUACAACCAUACCUGCUUCCUCUGAGAUAACAAGAAUUAAGAUGGGGUCAACAUCUACACUGACUCCUACACCAAGGGAGAACAGCACCUCCCAGGAGAUUCACUCAGCCACAGAGACAAGCACUGUUCCUUACAAAGUGCUCACUGGUGCCAUGAUGGAGGACUCCAGGACACAAGUCACAUCCUCUAGCAGAGGACCUAGCCCUGAUCAGUCAACAAUGUCACCAGACAUCUCCACUGAAGUGAUCACCAGGCUGUCUACCUCCCCCAUCAAGACAGUAUCUGCAGAAAUGACCAUUACCACCCAAAAGGGUUCUCCUGGGGCCACAUCACAGGGUACCCUCACCUCGGACACCUCAACAACACCCUUUUUGUCAGGGACCCACUCAACUGCAUCUCAAGGAUUUUCACACUCAGAGAUGACCACUCUUAUGAGUAGAACUCCUGGAGAUGUGCCAUGGACGAGCCAGCCCACUGUGGAAGAAGCCAGCUCUGUCUCUUCUUUGCUGUCUUCACCUGCUAUGACCUCACCUUCUCCUGUUUCCACCACAAUCCCAGACAGCAUCCCCUCCUCUUCUCUUCCUGUGACAUCACUUCUCACCUUGGGCCCAGUGAAGACUACAGAGCUAUUGGACACAAGUUCAGAACCUGAAACCAGUUCACCUCCAAAUCUGAGCAGCACCUUGGCUGAAAUACUGACUACUUCUGAGGUCACCCCAGAUACAGAGAAACUGGAGGUGACCAAUGUGGGAACUUCAGGUUAUACACAUGAAUCUUCCUCCUCUGUCCUAGCUGACUCAGUGACAACAAAAGCCACAUAUCCAAUGGGUAUCACCUCCCCUAUAAGAGAUACAAGUGUUCUCACAUCAAGUCCUUCCUUCUCUGACACUAGUGGGAUUCAGACAGAGCCAACACUCUCACUGACUCCUGGGUUGAGUGAGAGCAGCACCUCUGAAGGGACUAGCUCAGCCACGGAAACAAGCACUGUCCAUUCUAGCAUGCUCACUGGUGCUACUCCUGAGGUCUCCAGGACAGGAGCCAUCUCCUCUAGCAGAACAUCCACCCAAGGCCCUGCUGAAUCCACAAUGUCACCAGACAUCUCCAUGGAAACCAUCACUAGAAUUUCUAUACCCACCACCAGGAAAGACUCAGCAGAAAUGACCAUCACCCCCAAAACAGGUCCAUCUGGGGCAUCCUCACAACGUGCCUUUACCUUGGAUGCAUCAAGCACAGCCUCCUGGCCAGGAACUCACUCAGCUGCAACUCAGGGAUCUCCACAAUCAGCCAUGACCACUCCUAUGAGCAGAGGUUCUGAGGAUCUGUCAUGGUCAAGCCCCUCAUCAGUGGAAAAAACUAGCCCUCCAUCUUCCCUGGUGCCUUCACCUGCAGUAACCUCACCUUCUCCACUUCAUUCCACACCAUCUGGGAGGAGCCACUCCUCUCCUCUCCUGGAGACUUCUCUUUUCACCUCUGGCACAGUGAAGACCACAGACAUGCUGGACACAAGCUUGGAACCUGUGACCACGUCACCUCCCAGUAUGAAUAUCACCUCAGAUGAGAGUCUGGCCACUUCUAAAGCCACCAUGGAGACACAGACAGUUUACAUUUCUGAAAACACAGCAGUCACCCAUGUGGAAAUGACCAGUGCUAGAGAGGAAUUCUAUUCUUCCUCCCCAGCCUUCUCAGAGCCAACCAAAGUGACGUCCCCAAUGAUUACCUCUUCCUCUAUAAGAGACAACAUUGUUUCCACAACAAUGCCUGGCUCCUCUGGGAUUACAAGGAUUGAGAUAGAGUCAGUGUCUUUUCUGACCCCUGGACUAAGGGAGACCAGAACCUCCCAGGACAUCGUCUCAUCCACAGAGACAAGCACUGUCCUUUACAAGAUGCCCUCUGGUACCACUCCUGAAGUUUCCAGGACAGAAUUUAUGCCCUCUAGCGGAACAUCCAUUCCUGGCCCUGCUCAGUUCACAAUGUCUCCAGACAUCGAUGAAGUCGUCACCAGGCUCUCUACCUCCCCCAUCAUGACAGAACCUGCAGAAAUAACCACCACCCAGACAGGUUCUUCUCUAACUACAUCUCAGGUUACUCUUCCCUUGGACACCUCAACUACCUUCUUGUUAGGGACCCACUCGACUGUGUCUCAAGGACUUUCACACUCAGAGAGGACAAAUAUUAUGAGCAGGGGUCUUGAAAAUAUGUCAUGGAUGAGCCCUCACUUUGUGGAAACAACUAGAUCUUCCUCUUCCCUGACAUCAUUACCUCUUAUGACCUCAUUUUCUCCUGUGUCCUCCACAUUAGUAGAGAGUAGCCCCUCCUCUCCUCUUCCUGUGACUUCACUUAUCCUCCCAGGACUGGUGAAGACUACAGAAGUGUUGGGCACUGCAGAAGUGUCGGGCACAAGCUCAGAGCCUAAAACCAGUUCAUCCCCAAAUUUGCACAGUACCUCAGUUGAAAUGCCGGCCACCUCUGAAGUCAUCACAGAUACAGAGAAAAUUCACUCUUCCUCAAACACAGCGGUGACCAAAGUGGGGACCUCCAGUUCUGUCCAUGAAUCUCAUUCCUCUGUCUUAGCUGACUCAGAAACAACUACAACCACAUCAUCAAUGGGUAUCACCUCUCCUAUGGAGGAUGCCAGUGUUUCCACAUCAACUCCUGCCUUCUCUGAGACUAGGAGGAUUCUGACAGAGCCAACAUUCUCAGUGACUCCUGGAUUCAGGGAGACUAGCACCUCUGAAGAGACCAGCUCAAUCACAGAAACAAGUGCAGUCCUUUUUGGGGUGCCCACUAGUGCUAUUACUGAGGUCUCCAUGACAGAAAUCACGUCCUCUAACAGAACAUGCAUCCCUGACUCUGAUCAGUCCACAGUGUCUCCAGACACAAGUACCGAAGUGUUCACCAGGCUCCCUUCCUCCUUCAUGAUGUCAGAAUCAACAGAAAUGACCAUCACCCCCCAAACAAGGUCUCCUGGGGCUACAACACAGAGUACGCUUACCCUGACUGCAACCACAACAGCACCCUUGGCAGGGACCCACUCAACUGUUCCUCAAAGAUUUUUACACUCAGAGAUGACAACUCUUAUUAGUAGGAGUCCUAAAAAUCCAUCAGGGAAGAGCUCUCCCUUUGUGGAAAAAAGUAGCUCUUCCUCUUCUGUGUUGUCCUUACCUGCCAUGACCUCACCUUCUGUUUCUUCCACAUUCCCACAGAGUUUCCCUUCCUCCUCUUUUCCUGUGACUUCACUCCUUACCCCAGGCAUGGUGAAGACUACAGCCACCAGCACAGAACCUGGAACGAGUUUAUCUCCAAAUCUGAGCAGAACCUCAGUUGAAAUACUGGCUGCCUCUGAAGUCACCACAGAUGCAGAGAAAAUUCAUCCUUCUUCAAGCACCGCAGUGACCAAUGUGGGAACCACCAGUUCUGGACAUGAACUGCGUUCCUCUGUUCCAGUCCACUCUGAGCCAUCUGAGGCUGCAUAUCCAAUGGGUACAUCUUCUUCCAUGGCAGAAACCACUAUUUUCACAUCAAUGCCUGCCAAUUUUGAGAUCACAAGGUUUGAGGCAGAGCCAUUUUCUCAUUUGACUUCUGGAUUUAGGGAGACUAGCAUGUCCCUGGACAAAAGCUCAGUCACGCCAACAAAUACACCUUCAUCUCCUGUGUCUACACACCUCUUACAGAGUUCCAAGACUGAUAUCACCUCUUCUGUGAAAACAUCAUUCCCAGACCAACCUCCAGCCUCACAGUAUACUGAAAUUCCAGAGGAAAUAAUCACCCCCUUUAAUGCUUCUCUAUCUGUUAUGGAGUCCACUGGGAUAACCUCCUUCCCAGAAUCCAAGUUUACUGUGUCUGUAUCAGAAAGUACUCAUCAUCUGAGUACAGAUUUGCGGCAUUCAGCUGAGACUAUUUCCACUGGCACAGCGAUGCCUUCUCUAUCAGAGACCAUGGCUUCAUUUGCCACCACUGGAGUUCCACGAGCCAUCUCAGGCUCAAGUAGUCCACUUUCUAGGACAGAGUCAAGCCCUGGAGAUGCUAAUCUGUCCACCAGUGCAGAGAGCCUGCCUUCAUCCACUCCAGUGCCAUUCUCCUCUUCAACCUUCACUAUCACUGAUUCUUCAACCAUCCCAGCCCUCCAUGGGAUAACUUCCUCUCCAGCUACCCCACACAGAAUGGACACCAGUUCUGGGACAGAGGGCAGCACUAUUGAAGGACACUUGGUUACAGUCAGUACUUUGGACACUUGGAGCCAACCAGCUAGGACAUCUUCAUCACCCAUUUUGGAUACCAGAAUGACCGAGAGUGUUGAGCUGGGAAUGAUGACAAGUGCUUAUCAAGUUCCUUCACUCUCAACACGAUUGACAAGAACCGAUGGCAUUGUGGAGCGCAUCACAAAAAUACCCAGUGAAGCAGCACACAGAGGUACCAUAAGACCAGUCAAAAGCCCUCAGACAUCUACAUCACCUGCCAGUACUAAAGGACUACACACAGGAGGGACAAAAAGAAUGCAGACCACUACCACAUCUCUGAAGACCACCACCACAGCUUUGAAGACCACUUCCAGAGCCACCUUGACCACCAGAGUCUAUACUCCCACUUUGGGAACACUGACUCCUCUCAAUACAUCGAUGCAAAUGGCUACCACAAGCACUACAGACAUGAUUAUCACAACCCCACAUGUUUCCCCAGAUGUUGCAGAAAUGACAUCCUCAUUGGCUACCAGCCGGGGAGCAGAGACCAGCACAGCUGUUCUCAGGACAACCCCAUCUGUUUUAAAUAGAGAAUCAGAGACCACAGCCUCACUGGUUCCUAGUUCUGGGGCAGAGACAAGUCCAGCUAUUCAAACUCUAGAUGUUUCUUCUAGUGAGCCAGAUACAACAACCUCAUGGGCUAUCCAUCCUGCAGAGACCAUCCCAAGUAUUUCCAAGACAACUCCUGAUUUUUUCCACAGUGAAUCAGACACUGUAUCUUCCACAGCCACCGGUCAUGGGGCAGAAGUCACUUCAGCCAUUCCAACAAAUAUCUCACCUAGUGAACCAGGUGCACUGACACCUCUGGUCACUAUUUCUGGGACAGAUACGAGUACAACUUUCCCAACCCUAACUAAGUCCCCACAUGAAACAGAGACAAGAACCACAUGGCUCACUCAUCAUGCAGAGACCAGCUCAACAGUUCCCAGAACAAUCCUCAAUUUUCCCCAUCAUCAAUCAGAUGCCACACCUUCGGUGGCCACCAGUCCUGGGGCAGAAACCAGUUCAGCCGUUCCAACUAUGACUAUCUCACCUGGUGCAGCAGAUCUGGUGACCUCACAGGUCACUAGUUCUGGGACAGACAGAAAUUUGGCUAUUCCAACUUUGACUCUUUCUCCUGGUGAACGAAAGACCACAGCCUCAUUAGUCACCCAUCCUGAAGGACAGACAAGUUCGGGCGUUCCAACUUUAACGAUCUCACCUGGAGUAUCAGGGAUGGUGACUUCAGUGGUCACCAGUUUGGGGGCAGAGACAAGUACAACUAAUCCAGCUCUGACCAUCUCCCCUGGUGAACCAGCUACAACAGUUUCAUUGGUCACUCAUCCUGCACAGACCAGCCCAACAGUUCCCUGGACAGCUUCCAUUUUUUUCCAUAGUAAAUUAGACACCAUACCUUCAAUGACCACCAGUCAUGGGACAGAAGCCAGCUCAGCUGUUCCAACUCCACCUGUUUCACCUGAGGUACCAGGAGUGGUGACACCUCUGGUCACUAGUUCCACAGCAGUGAGCAGUACAACUAUUCCAAUUCUGACUCUUUCUCCUGGUAAACCAGACACUACACCUUCAAUGACUACCAGUCAUGGGGCAGAAGCCAGCUCAGCUGUUCCAACUCCAACUGUUUCACCUGGGGUACCAGGAGUGGUGACCUCUUUGGUCACUAGUUCUAUGGCAGUGUCCAGUACAACUAUUCCAAUUCUAACUCUUUCUCCUGGUGAACAAAAGACUAUACCUUCAAUGGCCAGCAGUCAUGGGGCAGAAGCCAGCUCAGCUGUUCCAACUCCAAUUGUUUCACAUGGGGUGCCAGGAGUGGUCACCUCUAUGGUCACUAGUUCUAGGGCAAUGACCAGCACAACUAUUCCAACUCUGACUCUUUCUCCUGGUGAACCAGAGACCACACCUUCAAUGGCCACCAGUCAUGGGGCAGAAGCCAGCUCAGCUGUUCCAGCUGUUUCAUCUGAGGUACCAAGAGUGGUGACCUCUCUGGUCACUAGUUCUAGUGCAGUAACCAGUACAAUUAUUCCAACUCUGACUAUUUCUUCUGGUGAACCAGAGACCACACCUUCAUUGGUCACCCAUUCUGAGGCAAAGACAAUUUCAGCCAUUCCAACUUUAGCUGUCUCCCCUACUGUACAAGGGCUGGUGACUUCACUGGUCACUAGUUCCGAGUCAGAGACCAGUGUGUUUCCAAAUCUAACUGUUGCCUCAGGUCCACCAGAGACCACAGCCUCAUGGGUCACUCAUCCUGGGACAGAAAUAAGCUCUGUUUAUUCGAGUUUGACUGUCUCCACUGGUGAGCCAUUUACAACGAUCUCAUUUGUCACCUACCCUGCAGAGAAUAGCUCAACUGUUCCCAGGACAACCCCAAGCUUUUUCCAUAAUGAAUCAGACUCUAUCCCUUCAACAAUCACCAGUCCUGAGGCAGAAUCCAGCUCAGCCAUUUCAACAACUAUCUCACUUGGUAUACCACGUAUGCUGACUUCACUGGUCACUAGCUCUGGGACAGACACCAGUGCAACUUUUCCAACAGUGUCUGAGUUUCCACAUGAAUCAGAGGCAACAGCCUCAUGGGUUACUCAUCCUGCAGUCACCAGCACAACAGUUCCCAGGACAACCUCUAAUUUUUCUCACAGUGAACCAGACACCACACCCUCCAUAGCCACUAGCCCUGGGGCAGAAGCCAGUUCAGCUUUUCCAACAAUAACUGUCUCACCUAAUGUACCAGAUAUGGUGACCUCACAGGUCGCUAGUUCUGGGACAGACACCAGUAUAACUAUUCCAACUGUGACGCUUUCUCCUGGUGAACCAGAAACCACAACCUCAUUUAUCACCUAUUCUGAGACACACACAAGUUCAGCCAUCCCAACUCUGACUGUCUCCCCUAGUGCAUCAAAGAUGCUGACCUCACUGAUCACUAGUUCUGACACAGAGGCCAGUACAAUUUUUCCAACUCAAACUGAUUACCCACAUGAAUCAGAGACAACAGCCUCAUGGCUCAUCCAUUCUUGGACAGAAGCCAGUUCAGCUUCCCCAGCUAUGACUGUUUCUCCUGGUAAGCCAGAUACAGCAGCCUGGCAGGUCACUCAUUCUGCAGAGGCCAGCACACCUGUUUCCAGAAUAACCCCCAAUUUUCCCCCUAGUGAAUCAGACACGACACCUUUCAUGGUCACCAGUCCUGGUGCAGAAGUCACUUCAGCCAUUCCAGCAACAACUCUCUCACCUGGUGUAUCAGAUACACUGACCUCACUGGUCACUAGUUCUGGGACAGACAGCACUACAACGUUCCCAGUGCUGACCGAGACCCCAUAUGAACCGGAGACAACAGCUACACAGCUCAUUCCUCCUGCAGAGACCAACACAAUGGUUCCCAGGACUACUCCCAAGUUUUCCCAUAGGGAGUCAGACACCACACUCCCAGUUGCCACCACCAGUCCUGGGCCAGAAGCCAGUUCAGCUGUUUUAACCACAGCUGUCUCACCUGGUAUGUCAGAUCUGGUGACCUCACUGCUCCCUAGUUCUGGGACAGACACCAGUACAAUUUUCCCUACAUUGACUGAGACCCCAUAUGCACCAGAGGCUACAGCCACAUGGUUCACUCAUCCUGCAGAGACCAGCACAACGGUUCCUAGGACAACUGUCAACUUUUCCCAUAGUGGAGCAGACACGAAGCCCUCAAUGGCCACCAGUCCUAGAGCAGAAGCCAGGUCAGUUGUUCCAACUACAACCAUCUCACCAGGGGUAGUGACCUCACAGGUCACAAGUUCUGCAACAGCCACUAGUGCAGCUAUUCCAAUGUUGACUCCUUCUCUUGGUGAACCAGAGACCACAGCCUCACUGAUUACCCAUCCUGGGGCACAGACUGGCUCCACUGUUCCAACUCUGACUGUUCCCUCUAGUGAGCCAGAUACAACAGCUUCCUGGGUCACUCAUCCUGCACAGACCAGCACACCCAUUUCCAGAACAACCCCUAGUUUUUCCCACAGUAGACCAGAUGCCACACUUUUAAUGGCCACCAGUCCUGGGACAGAAGCCAGUUCAGCUGUGCUGACAACAAUGGUCUCACCUGGUGUACCAGAGAUGGUGACUUCACCGAUCACUAGUUCUGGGGCUGCAACCAGUACAACUAUUCCAACUUUGACUCAUUUUCCUGGUAUGCCAGAGACCACCGCCUUAUUGAUCACCCAUCCCGGCACAGAGACAAACACAUUUCCUGCUUCAACUGUGUUUCCUCAAGUAUCAGAGGCCACACCCUCACUAUCCAUUAGACCUGGUGCAGAGCCUAGUACAGCUCUUCCAACUCAGCCUAGUUCAGCCCUUCCAACUCAGACAGCAUCCUCUCUCUUCACCCUACUUGUAACUGGAACCAGCAGAGUUGAUCUGAAUCCAUCUGCUUCACCUGGUGUUUCUGCAAAAACAGCCUCACUUUCCACCCAUCCUGGGACAGAAACCAGCAGCACAAUUCCGACUUCGACUCUUUCCCUUGGCUUAUUAGAGACUACAGGCUUGUUGAGCACCAGCUCUUCAGCAGAGACCAGCACUCUCACUCUGAGCAUUUCCCCUGCUGUCUCUGGGCUUCCCAGUGCCUCUAUAACAACUGGUAAGCCCCAAACUGUGACCUCCUGGCACACAGGAACCUCACCAUCUGUGACUUCACUUGGACACCCAGAAUUUUCCAGGACUGUCACAGGUACCACUAUGACCUUGAUACCAUCAGAGACACCAACAUCACCUAAAACCAGUCAUGGAGAAGGAGUGAGUCCAACCCCUAUCUUGAGAACGACAACAGUUGAGACCACUAAGUUAGUUGCCACAGGCUCCAGUUCCACUGUGGCCAAGACCACGACCACCUUCAAUACACUGAGUGGAAGCUCCUUUGCCCCUCUGACCACACCUGGGAUCUCCACCUUGGCCUCUGAGAGUGUGACCUCAAGAACAGCUGACAUUCCUUUGUUGAUGCCUUUCACUGUCAACUUCACCAUUACCAACCUGCAAUACAUGAAGGACAUGGUGUUCCCGGGCUCUGAAAUAUUCAAUGCCACUGAGAAGAUCCUGCAGCAGCUGCUCAAGCCUUUGUUCCAGAACAGCAGUAUUGGUUCCCUCUAUGCUGGCUGCAGGCUGACCUCGCUCAGGCCAGAGAAGGAUGGAUCAGCCACGGCAGUGGACGCCAUCUGCACACAUCGCCCCGACCCUGCAGGGCUCAGACUGGACAGACAGCGACUAUACUGGGAGCUGAGCAAACUGACCAAUGGCAUCCACAAGCUGGGCCCCUACACCCUGGACAGGAACAGCCUCUAUGUCAAUGGUUUCACCCAUCGGAGCUCUGUGUCCACCAUCAGCACUCCUGGGACCUCCAUAGUGGAUGUGGGAACCUCAGGGACUCCAUCCUCCAUCUCCAGCCCCAUAACAGCUGUUCCUCUCCUGGUGCCAUUCACCCUCAACUUCACCAUCACCAACCUGCAGUAUGAGGAGGACAUGCGUCGCCCUGGCUCCAGGAAGUUUAACACAACAGAGAGGGUCCUACAGGCUCUGCUCAGGCCCCUGUUCAAGAACACCAAUGUUGGCCCUCUGUACUCUGGCUGCAGACUGACCUUGCUCAGGCCCGAGAAGGAUGGGGCAGCCACUGGAGUGGAUGCCAUCUGCACCCACCGCCUUGACCCCAAAAGCCCUGGACUCAACAGGGAGCACCUGUACUGGGAGCUAAGCAAGCUGAACAAUGGCGUCAAAGAACUGGGCCCCUAUACCCUGGACAGGAACGGUCUCUAUGUCAAUGGUUUCACCCAUCGGAGCUCUGUGCCCACCACCAGCACUCCUGGGGCUUCCACAGUGGAUCUUGGAACCUCAGGGACUCCACCAUCCCUCUCCAGCUCCACUAUUACAGCUGCUGGCCCUCUCCUGGUGCCGUUCACCCUCAACUUCACCAUCACCAACCUUCAGUAUGAGGAGGACAUGCAUCGCCCUGGCUCUAGGAAGUUCAACACCACAGAAAGCGUCCUGCAGGGUCUGCUUGGUCCUAUAUUCAAGAACACCAGUGUCGGCCCUCUGUACUCUGGCUGCAGACUGACCUCUCUCAGGUCUGAGAAGCAUGGGGCAUCCACUGGAGUGGAUGCCAUCUGCACUCACCAUCUUGACCCUAAAAGCCCUGGACUCAACAGAGAGCGGCUGUACUGGGAGCUGAGCCAUCUGACAAAUGGCAUCAGAGAGCUGGGCCCCUACACCCUGGACAGGAACAGUCUCUAUGUCAAUGGUUUCACCCCUCGGAGCUCUGUGCCCACCACCAGCACUCUUGGGACCUCCACAGUGGACCUAGGAACCUCAGGGACUCCAUCCUCCCUUCCCAGCCCCACAACUGCUGGCUCUCUCCUGGUGCCAUUCACCCUCAACUUCACCAUCACCAACCUGCAGUAUGAGGAGGACAUGCAUCAACCUGGCUCCAGGAAGUUUAACACCACAGAAAGGGUCCUUCAGGGCCUGCUUGGUCCCAUAUUCAAGAACACCAGUGUCGGCCCUCUAUAUUCUGGCUGCAGACUGGACUCUCUCAGGCCCAAGAAGCAUGGGGCAUCCACUGGAGUGGAUGCCAUCUGCACCCACCAUCUUGACCCCAAAAACCCUGGACUCAAUAGAGAGCAGCUGUACUGGGAGUUGAGCCAGCUGACCAGUGGCAUCAAACAGCUGGGCCCCUACACCCUGGAUGGGAACAGUCUCUAUGUCAAUGGUUUCACCCACAGGAGGUCCGUGCCCACCACCAGCACUCCUGGGACCUCCACAGUGGGACCUGGAACCUCAGCAACUCCAUCCUCCCUCCCCAGCCCCACAACAGCUGUUCCUCUAUUGGUGCCGUUCACCCUCAACUUCACCAUCACCAACCUGCAGUAUGAGGAGGACAUGCAUCGUCCUGGAUCCAGAAAGUUCAACACCACAGAGAGGGUCCUGCAGCGUCUGCUUGGUCCCUUGUUCAAGAACUCCAGUGUCGGCCCUCUGUACUCUGGCUGCAGACUGACCUCUCUUAGGUCUGAGAAGCAUGGGGCAUCCACUGGAGUGGAUGCUAUCUGCACUCACUAUCUUGACCCUAAAAGUCCUGGACUCAACAGAGAGCGGCUGUACUGGGAGCUGAGCCAGCUGACCAAUGGUAUCAAAGAGCUGGGCCCCUAUACCCUGGACAGGAACAGUCUCUAUGUCAAUGGUUUCACCCAUUGGAGCUCCAUGCCCACCACCAGCACUCCUUGGACUUCCACAGUGGACCUUGGAACCCUAGGGACUCCAUCCUCCCUUCCCAGCCCCACAGCAGCUGUUCCUCUCCUGCUGCCAUUCACCCUCAACUUCACCAUCACCAACCUGCGAUAUGAGGAGGACAUGCAUCGUCCUGGCUCCAGGAAGUUCAAAACCACAGAGAGAGUCCUGCAGGGUCUGCUUGGUCCCAUUUUCAAGAACACCAGUGUCGGCCCUCUGUACUCUGGCUGCAGACUGAACUCUCUUAGGCCGGAGAAGGAUGGGGCAGCCACUGAAGUGGAUGCUACCUGCUUCUACCACGCUGACCCCAAAAGCCCUGGGCUGGACAGAGAGCAGCUGUACUGGGAGCUGAGCCAGCUGACCCACAGCAUCACUGAGCUGGGCCCCUAUGCCCUGGACAGGGACAGUCUCUAUGUCAAUGGUUUCACCCAUCGGAGCUCUGUGACCGCCACCAGUACUCCUGGAACCUCCACAGUGCACCUGGCAAUCUCUGGGACUCCAUCCUCCCUCCCCAGCCACAUAGCCCCUGGCCCUCUCCUGAUACCAUUCACUCUCAACUUUACCAUCACCAACCUGCAUUAUGAGGAAAACAUGCAACACCCUGGCUCCAGGAAGUUCAACACCACAGAUAGGGUGCUGCAGGGUCUGCUCAAGCCCUUGUUUAAGAACACCAGUGUCGGCCCUCUGUACUCUGGUUGCAGACUGACCUUGCUCAGACCUGAAAUGGAUGGGGCAGCCACUGGAGUGGAUGCCAUCUGCACCCACCGCCUUGAUCCCACUGGCCCUGGACUGGACAAAGAGCAGCUAUACUGGGAGCUGAGCCAGCUGACCAAGGGCAUCACAGAGCUGGGCCCCUACACCUUGGACAGGGGCAGUCUCUAUGUCAAUGGCUUCACCCGUCGGAGCUCUGUGCCAACCACCAGCAUUCCUGGGACCUCUGCAGUGUACCUGGGAACCUCUGGGACUCCAGCCUCUCUCCCUGGCCACACAGUCCCUGGCCCUCUCCUGGUGCCAUUCACCCUCAACUUCACCAUCACCAACCUGCAGUAUGAAGAAGACAUGCGUCACCCUGGUUCCAGGAAGUUCAACACCACGGAGAGAGUCCUGCAGGGUCUGCUCAAGCCCUUGUUCAAGAGCACCAGCGUCGGCCCUCUGUACUCUGGCUGCAGACUGACCUCGCUAAGGCCUGAGAAACAUGGGGAAGCCACCAGUGUGGAUGCCAUCUGCACUCACCACCUUGACCCCAAAAACCGUGGACUGGACAGAGAGCAGCUGUACUGGGAGCUGAGCAAACUGACCCAUGGCAUCACUGAGCUGGGCCCCUACCUCCUGGAUAGGGACAGUCUCUAUGUCAAUGGUUUCACCCAUUGGAACUCUGUACCCAUCACCAGCACUCCUGGGACCUCCACAGUGCAUUUGGGAACCUCUGGAACUCCAUCCUCCCUACCUAGACCCACAGUGCCUGGACCUCUCCUGGUGCCAUUCAACCUCAACUUCACCAUCACCAACUUGCAGUAUGAGGAGGACAUGCAACAUCCUGGCUCCAGGAAGUUCAACACCACGGAGAGGGUCCUACAGGGUCUGCUCAGGCCCUUGUUCAAGAAUACCAGUAUUGGCCCUCUGUACUCCAACUGCAGACUGACCUUGCUCAGGCCAGAGAAGGACAAGGAAGCCACUGGAGUGGAUGCCAUAUGUACCUACCACCUUGAUGCCCAAAGCCCUGGACUGGAUAGAGAACAGCUGUACUGGGAGCUGAGCUGGUUAACCCAUGACAUCGCUGAGCUGGGCCCCUACACCCUGGACAGGGACAGUCUCUAUGUCAAUGGUUUCACUCAUUGGAUCUCCAUAUCAACCACCAUCACUCCUGGGACCUCCACCGUGCACCUGGGAACCUCUGGGAUCCCAUCUUCCCUCCCUAAACCUACAGCCGCCAGCCCUCUCUUAGUGCCAUUCACACUCAACUUCACCAUCACUAACCUACAGUAUGAGGAGGACAUGGGUCACCCUGGCUCCAGGAAGUUCAACACCACGGAGAGGGUUCUGCAGGGUCUGCUCAAGCCCUUGUUCAACAGCACCAGUGUUGGACCUCUAUACUAUGGCUGCAGACUGACCUUGCUCAGGCCUGAAAAGGAUGGAGCAGCCACCAGAUUAGACACCGUCUGCCACUAUCGCCCUGACCCCAAAAGCCCUGGGCUAGACAGAGAGCAGCUGUACUGGGAGCUGAGCCAGUUGACCCACAGCAUCACUGAGCUGGGCCCCUACACCCUAGACAGGAACAGUCUCUAUGUCAAUGGAUUCACCCAUCAGAGCCCUGUGCCCACCACCAGCACUCCUGGGACCUUCACAGUACAGCUGGAAACCUCUGGGACUCCAUCAUCCCUCCCUGGUCCCACAGCCACCGGCCCCCUACUGCUGCCAUUUACCCUCAAUUUUACCAUCACUAACCUGCAGUAUAAGGAAGACAUGCAUCGCCCUGGCUCCAGGAAGUUCAACACCAUGGAGAGGGUCCUUCAGGGUCUGCUCAGGCCCUUGUUCAAGAACACCAGUGUCGGCCCUCUAUACUCUGGCUGCAGACUGGCCUUACUCAGGCCUGAGAAGGAUGGGGCAGCUACCAGAGUGGAUGCUGUCUGCACCCAUCGUCCUGACCCCAAAAACCCUGAGCUGGACAGAGAGCGGCUGUACUGGGAGCUGAGCCAGCUGACUCAGAGCAUCACUGAGCUGGGCCCCUACACCCUGGACAAGAGCAGUCUCUACAUCAAUGGUUUCACCCAUCGGAGUUCCCUGAUGACCACCAGAACUCCUGGGACCCCCACAGUAGAUCUGGGAAUGUCUAAGACUUCAGCCUCGAUACUUGGCCCUUCAGCUGCCAGCCAUCCCCCAAUACCAUUCACCCUCAACUUCACCAUCACUAACCUGCGGUAUGAGGAGAACAUGUGGCCUGGCUCCAGGAAGUUCAAUGCUACAGAGAGGGUCCUUCAGGGUCUGCUAAGGCCCUUGUUCAAGUACACCAGUGUUGGCCCUCUGUACUCUGGCUGCAGACUGACCUUGCUCAGGUCUGAGAAGGAUGGGGAAGCUACCAGAGUGGACGCCAUCUGCACCUAUCACCCUGACCCCACAGGCCCUGGGCUGGACAGAGAGCAGCUGUAUUUGGAGCUGAGCCAGCUGACCCACGGCUUCACUGAGCUGGGCCCCUACACCCUGAACAGGGACAGUCUCUAUGUCAAUGGUUUCACCCAUCGGAGCUCUGUGCCCACCACCAGCACCAGGGAGCUCAGCAAAGAGCCGUUCACACUGAACUUCACCAUCAACAACCUGCGCUAUAUGGCGGACAUGGGCCAGCCUGGCUCUCUCAAGUUCAACAUCACAGACAGCCUCAUGCAACACCUGCUCAGUCCUUUGUUCCAGAAGAGCAGCCUGGGCGCACGGUACACAGGCUGCAGGGUCAUCGCGCUAAGGUCUGUGAAGAACAGCACUGAGACACAAGUGGACAUCCUCUGCACCUACCUGCAGUCCCCCAGUGGCCCAGGUCUGCCUACCAAGCAAGUGUUCCAUGAGCUGAGCCAGCAGACCCAUGGCAUCACCCGGCUGGGCCCUUACUCUCUGGACAAAGACAGUCUCUACCUUAAUGGUUAUAAUGAACCUGGUCCAGAUAAGCCUCCUACAACUCCCAAGCCAGCCACCACAUUCCUGCCUCCUCUGUCAGAAGCCACAACAGCCACAGGGAACCACCUGAAGACGCUCAUACUCAGCUUCACCAUCUCCAAUCUCCAGUAUUCACCAGGCAUGGGCAAUGGCUCAGCUGCAUUCAACUCCACGGAGAGGGUCCUGCAGCACCUGCUCAGACCCUUGUUCCAGAAGAGCAGCAUGGGCCCCUUCUACUUGGGUUGCCAACUGAUCUCUCUCAGGCCUGAGAAGGAUGGGGAAGCCACUGGCGUGAACACCACCUGCUCCUACAACCCUGACCCCAUGGGCCCCGGGCUGGACAUACAGCAGCUUUACUGGGAGCUAAGUGAGCUAACCCAUGGUGUCACCCAACUGGGCUUCUAUGUCCUGGACAGGGACAGCCUCUUCAUCAACGGCUACGCACCCCAGAAUUCAUCAAUCCAGGGUGAGUACCAGAUAAAUUUCCGCAUCGUCAACUGGAACCUCAGUAAUCCAGACCCAACAUCCUCAGAGUACAUCGCCCUGCUGAGGGACAUCCAGGACAAGGUCACCACACUCUACAAAGGCAGUCAACUGCACGACGUGUUCCGCUUCUGCCUUGUCACCAACUUGACGAUGGGCUCCAUGUUGGUCACAGUCAAGGCAUUGUUCUCCUCCAAUCUGGAUCCCAGCCUUGUGGAGCAAGUAUUUCUAAAUAAAACCCUGAAUGCCUCAUCCCAUUGGCUGGGAACCACCUACCAGUUGAUGGACAUGCAUGUGACAGAAAUGGAGCCAUCAGUGUAUCAACCCACGAGCAGUUCCAGCACCCAGCACUUCCCCCUGAAUUUCACCAUCACCAACCUACCGUAUUCCCAGGACGGAGCCCACCCAGGCACUGCCAAUUACCAGAGGAACAAAAGGAAUAUUGAGGAUGCGCUCAACCAAGUCUUCCGAAACAGCAGCAUCAAGAGUUAUUUUUCUGACUGUCAAGUUUUAACAUUCAGGUCCGUCCCCAAUAGCAGCCACACUGGGGUGGACUCUCUGUGUAACUUCUCACCACUGGCUCGGAGGAUAGACAGAAUUGCCAUCUACGAGGAAUUCCUGCGGAUGACGCAGAAUGGCACCCAGCUGCAGAACUUCACCCUGGACAGGAACAGUGUCCUUGUGGAUGGGUAUUCUCACAACAGCAAUGAGGCCUUAACUGGGAAGUCUGACCUUCCCUUCUGGGCCAUCAUCCUCAUCUGCUUGGCGGGACUCCUGGGACUCAUCACAUGCCUGAUCUGUGGUUUCCUGGUGACCACCUGCCGGCGAAAGAAGGAAGGAGAAUACAUCAUCAGGCAAGAGCACCCAGGCUACUGCAAGUCACACCUAGACCUGGAGGAUCUGCAAUGACUGGAACUCCCCGGUGCUCGGGGUCCCUUUUCCCCAGCCAGGGUGCAAAGAAACUGAGCUGGGGCAGAAAUAAACCAUGCUGAUUGGACACAAGUCUCUGAGCCUUUCUUGACAUGACCCUUGACUGGUUCAUGUUGGGCUAAGAGAACAGUCUUCCCCCUUCAUGAAGUCCUGAAGGCAACCCCCAGUUGUGUUUUGUGGCUUCACACCAUGGCAUCCCUUAGGAACAGCAGAAUUGGUGAAACUGGUUGUAUUUGGCUCUUCUUGCACUGGGACAAAGGAAUAACAGGGCGGGCUCA
Molecule: messenger RNA, 42692 nt
Organism: Sapajus apella (tufted capuchin)
Lineage: Eukaryota; Metazoa; Chordata; Mammalia; Primates; Cebidae
Gene: MUC16
Product: mucin 16, cell surface associated
Source: RefSeq, a predicted model, not a curated record